This is a messenger RNA of Ceutorhynchus assimilis (cabbage seed weevil), 2078 nucleotides long. The record is from the annotation of a GenBank genome assembly. Lineage: Eukaryota; Metazoa; Arthropoda; Insecta; Coleoptera; Curculionidae.
CCGCUUUAUCAUUAUUCAUCAAAGAAAAUUCUAUAAUUUGGUGAAAAAGUUCAGUUUUUAGUGCUUCAAAAUCCUCUUGCAAUGUUCAGGAACCAGUACGACAGCGACGUGACGGUGUGGAGCCCCCAGGGGCGUCUGCACCAAGUCGAAUACGCCAUGGAAGCGGUGAACCUGGGUUCAGCUACUGUGGGGCUCAAAAGUAACUCGCAUGCGGUCAUUAUAGCCCUAAAAAGAGCCUCCUCUGAAUUGUCUGCCUACCAGAAAAAGAUCAUCAACAUCGACGAUCAUAUUGGUAUUACUAUAUCAGGGCUUACUGCAGAUGCAAGGAUUUUGAGCAGAUACAUGAGAACAGAGUGUUUGAAUUAUAAGUACUCUCACGAUACUUAUAUGCCAAUGAAUAGACUUAUUACAACUUUAGGCAACAAAAUGCAAGUUUGUACUCAACGUUACGAUCGUCGUCCUUAUGGUGUAGGCCUUUUAGUUGCUGGGUUUGAUGAUAAAGGUAGUCACAUUUACCAAACUUGCCCUUCGGCCAACUUUUACGAUUGCAAAGCCAUGUCUAUUGGGUCCAGAUCUCAAAGCGCCAGGACUUACUUGGAAAAGCAUUUGGAUCAAUUAUUAAACAGCAGCUUAGAAGAACUUAUUAAACACGGUUUGAGGGCUUUGAGAGACACCCUUCCUCCAGAAAUAGAUUUGUCUACCAAAAAUGUUUCUAUUGGUUUUGUUGGCAAGGAAAGGCAAUUUAAGAUUUUAGAAGAAGAGGAGAUUGCACCUUAUUUAGGACUUAUUGAAGGUGAGGAGAGAAGAGGACAGGGUGCUGAUAAAGCUCCAGGGCCUCUUAGGGAAGAUCAGGGGGAAGCACCGAGGGACCCCCAAGCAGCUACAGCCACAGAAGCUGCAGACAGAAUGGAUACAGAUUAAUUAUUUGUGUAAAACAUUUUGUCUUUGUUACUGUGGCAAGGAAAUUUCUUAUAUAAGUGCCGUGGCUGUCUUUUUGAAGCAGCCACGGCACAACAAAAUAAUUCAAUUACAUAUAAUUUUUAAGGCAUUUUAAUAAUAAUAUAAUAAUUUUGCAAUUGGAUUAAUAAUUAUUUAUUUAUCUCCUAGCAAUUCAGUUUGUUUUUUGUUUAGCAUACUUUCAGCUUCUGCAAUAAAUUGGUCCGCUAAGGCCACAAUUUGUUGCUCUACGUUCCUAGCUAAAUCUUCAGAAACUUUGUCUUGGCGCUUCACUUGCUUUACGUAUUUAUUUUGUACGUCUCUUACACUGUCUUUGCACUUGACGAAAAGCUGCUUGGCAUUUUUGGCUAGUUGUUCUCUGUGUUCCUUUGUAACCCUAAAAAAAGUAAUUUACUUAUAUACAGCAUAAGUUAAUUCAAAAUUAUUAUACUUUGGUAUAGGAAUAAACAAAGUUGUUCCAUCUUGUUGAGGAUUCAAAUUCAUUCCGGAUUUGGAUAAGGCCUUCAAAGCUGCAGGGAUGGCUUGUGGAAACGUUGCGAAAUUUACAACUAUAGUUUUAGGGUUUUUCCUUACUAUUUGAGCUAGUUCUUGUAAAGUGUGCUCUUUGCCAUUUAAACUAAUAGGUACUGACUCAAUUGACCCUGUCGUGGAGCGUAAAGAUAGAUUUUUGAUGAAAUCCUCUUCCAUGUGAGCUACGGCUUUUUGCAGCUGAGUUUUAAGGGUUUCCACUUUGACUAGCUCAGAUAUUUCAGUUUCGUUGAUGACUACUUUAGCUGCUUUACCUAAUAAAAAGUAUAGUAUUUAUUGAAGCUCAAAUAUUAUCAAAAACUUACCCUUAUUUUCUUUUUUCUUGUCCUUGCCUUUUGCAUAGCUCCUUGUGCAAAUUAAAUUAGUAUUUGGAGAUUUAUUGAAAAUUUGGGGCUGUUGGUGAUUCGAGAUUAUAGAUGAGAAAGAGCAAUUCAGGGAAGAUAGGAGAGUACUUGGGGGUAGUAAAGGAACAGAGCAUAAAUGCCUGUAUAUUUUUGGCAGUAUUUUUCUAGUAGCGAACAUGUUUUUCUUUAUAUUUUAAAUUUAAAUAAUAAAUAUGAAAAAAAAAUUAUAAAUUUCAACUUCAACCUCAC